Molecule: messenger RNA, 3561 nt
Organism: Branchiostoma belcheri (Belcher's lancelet)
Lineage: Eukaryota; Metazoa; Chordata; Leptocardii; Amphioxiformes; Branchiostomatidae
Product: zinc transporter 1-like
Exons: 9
Coding region: 325-1566 (413 amino acids)
Biological process (GO): zinc ion transmembrane transport; detoxification of zinc ion; intracellular zinc ion homeostasis
Cellular component (GO): membrane
Molecular function (GO): zinc ion transmembrane transporter activity
Source: RefSeq, a predicted model, not a curated record
CGACACGGAUCUUUCAACUUUGUUCUCAUGCCGUCUUGUGUGUCCAUCUCGCCGUAAAAUGGAGUUUCUGUGGAGGAAACGCCGAGAGUUUAGGACGUUCGCUGCGACUUUGUAACACCCUGGAAGAGUUCGUGUGCAAAGCCUUUUGCACAAUCACUCAGAAAAGGGGCGAGUGCAAAUCGUCCUUUUCAUCGCUCACGGAGGAAAAUUCCAGACCGUUUCAGGAACACUCUCACAAAAACAGCAAAAUUCAGAUCUUUUCUUCGCAACGAAGGAGAUUUUCGCUACUUUUCAAGACUACAGUGAGUACAGGACUACAUCACCAUGGGGCGUUACACGGGAAAGACCUGUCGUCUGAUCUGCAUGUUGACCCUGACCUUCAGUUUCUUCCUGGUGGAGAUUGUCGUUGGUUACGUCACCAACUCCAUGGCCCUGGUGGCUGACUCCUUCCACAUGUUGUCAGACGUGGUGUCCUUGGUAGUUGGUUUAGGUGCUGUCAGGGUAAGUCUUGUGUAUUAUGUUAUUUGUUUGUUUACAGAAAUUGAGGAGAUCACCAACCCAAUACUGAUCCUGAUCGUGGGGGGAGCGGGACUGUUUAUCAACCUCAUUGGCCUCUUCCUCUUCCACGGACAUGGCCAUGGCCAUAGUCACGGCGGGGGCCACGGCCACAGUCAUGGUGGCCAUGAAGAGGACAGUAGUGAUGGGGAGGAGGAGCUAAUGGUGACUGUUAAGGAUGGUAACGGCACCGUGGCACAUGGAGACAUGGACCCCAAAGAUGGCGAGAAGGAAAACACAAAAGAAAUUGCCUCCAGUGCCCAGUUGAACAUGCGUGGGGUGUUUCUCCAUGUGCUGGGCGAUGCCCUCGGCUCCGUGGUGGUCAUGAUUAGUGCUACCAUCAUCUGGCAGGCAGACGGGGACUGGAGGUACUAUGUUGACCCUGCCAUGAGUAUUGGAAUGGUGAUCAUCAUUAUGUCAACAACCUACCCACUGUUAAAGGAAUCAGGACUCAUCCUUCUCCAAACAGUCCCCCCUCACCUGAAGAUGGACGCCCUCAGGAGAAAACUGAUAGAGCAGGUGGAUGGAGUGUUGGCGGUCCAUGAGUUCCACAUCUGGCAGCUGGCAGGGAACAGAAUCAUCGCCUCCGCCCACAUCAAGGUGCGGAACCUCGCUGACUACAUGCUCAUCGCCGAGAAGAUCAAGGAGUUCUUCCAUAAUGAGGGCAUCCAUUCCACCACCAUACAGCCAGAGUUUGUGCAGCCGUAUGAUGAAAUGUUCCUGAAUGCCAACCUGUCGCAGUCGGACGCCUGCUUCCUGGCCUGUGCACCAGAGAAAAACUGCUUCACCAAGACUUGCUGUGGGAAACCUGGGGUGGAAAACAAAGAGAUCAGACAGAGGAAUGGUGGAGGGGUGGAGAACGACGUGGUUCAAGACCCUGUGCUUGUCAGUGUUGUCAGGUCGGACGGACAGGCGGUCAGGCCGAGUGACGUGAGACUGAUGGAAGAACAGGAGGGGGGAGGGGGGAGUGACAGUCACUGUAGCAUAGUUUCAGUUGAGAGCUCUCUAUAGAAGCAGUGUGGAAAUACAACUUGGGUCCAUCAACCGGCAAGUUCACAAGUAACAUUGUAUUUUACAUGUUCCACAAGAUGUGUUUUGGGUCUGUAGGUUGAAGUGAUACUGCAAUAUCAAUUGCAGUUACAUGUAAUUCUGUGUUAACCGUGUUUGCUACAAGAGCCUUGUGUUUUCAAGAGAAUUUUGUACAAUAUUGUUUUAAGUCAUUGAAUUGUGAACAGUUCUUGUCUCUGUUCUAACUGCCUACAUUCACAUCCAGUUAUUGUGAAAACAGAUGUUGUAAUGCAAUGUAUUUUGUACAAGUCUUACUUCUUGACAGUCUGCCAGCAGCAAGAUUCCAACUGACCAAAUUUGAUUGAGAACCAACCUGUGCCAUUGAAAUGAGUUCAGGAACUGACUUUUCACUGCUAUAUACUUUUACAACCAACAUUACUGGUACUUAGAAAGAAUGUAGGCACUAGAUACAGUCAUAUUAACCUUCUCCCUGCUGAAAUAGCCUUUUGGCACCAAAGCUGUACAAUGUGCAGGGGGAGGGUUAAUAUAUGUGAAUGCAAUAAUCCUUCUGGUUUUGCUGUGAUCCUGACUACAAGUAUUUGUAGAGGGCCAAGUUGACAGAGAGGGCAGAUGGACCAACAGUAACAGUGUCUAGUGGUAAAUAUUUCCAGACCAGUCCAUUUAAGAGUCAGGGAGUGCAAAAUGUAAGAGAACACUAGAUCUUGAACUGUUCCUACUUCCUACCAAUAUUACAAUUAAAAAUAGAAUAACCCUCAACUAAAGCAAACAGAUUUGUCACUUAGACAAACUUUUUCAUCCAAAGAUAAUUUUAAUCUUUAUGGUGCCAAGAUUGUUACAUUGUAGACAAACACUAGAAGUGGAGAGAAAAGAUAUAUUUUCCUGCAAGGGUAUCAAAAUCAACACAGUAUUAGAUUACAAGUCAAUAAUAAUAUUUCAUAGUGCUACAAUCUACUGUUGUAAUAUAUUUUACAAAAGUCAAAAUUCACCAUGUGAAUUUAUGACAAUUGUGUAUAGUAUAUUAGCCUAAUUGUAAGAGAAUAAAAAGGGCUUUGUAAAGAUGAAGUAGGAGCCUCUGUUGGACAGUACAUGUACUACUCAUACCUCUGUGUGCAUUAUAUGCAUGACUUCAAAAUAUAUAUUUAUUCAACAUUAUCUGUGAAUUACAUACCACAUAGCAAGUAUUGUCAGAAUUUGGAAGAAUACCACCACUUCAUUUUAAGGGUAGAUAUACAUGUACAUGUAUAUAUACUAGACAUGUAGUAGCCUUUGUGUGUGCAGCCCCCUUUUGUUUAAUAUGAACAAACCAUUGCUCAGUCAACUGUGCAAGAUGUACAAUAUGAACAGCCCCAAGUUUACUCACUGUGAAAAAUUGUACUUAAAAUGGCCUGUCUGUUCACGCUCAAAUGUACACUACUCGAGAAACACUGUAAAAAUUGUUCCUGCUACAAUAUGCUAGUCCAUCUGAGGUUUAAAUCAUUGAGUAAAAAGAUGACAUGUACAAUGUCAUGUACAUGUAUUAAAAACAAAUAAGUGUUUGAUUAUAGAAUUCUUACCAUGACAAAAGAUGUGUAUUUACGUGCCAAGGUUAUGUCUUGCUAAUAUGAGGUUUUACAUUUAGCUUUUCCAAGCUGGUCUCAAAAUAUUGUCUUCAAAAUGUAAAUGUUUGCUGAUUGUCAUUUUAAAAGUUUCAAUUUGGAAUCAACAUAUAGGACAUUGUGACAGUUGUAAUUCUGUUGAAUUUUGGUGUCUGCUAUUGUCCGGUGUGGAAAUUAGAUCUAAAAAAAUGAAUGUAAAAAUGUGAUUGUGAUCUUUUGCUGUUAUAUCUUCUUGCUUUGUUCUGAAAAUACCAGUGCAAGUGAACAAUAAUUAUUGUGUGAAAAAAUGUUGAUUAAUUUCUUGAUGAAUAUAUUGAGUAGUAUACUGUUUAGUAUAUCUAUAUUGAGGAAAUAAUUUUUUAUAUUAAAUCUUUAAAAUAUA